UAACGCGCACCACCAGUACACGGACGUUCGCACGGUGCACACGCGUUUAUUGUGUUACGGACGUUGUCGUUAUUAUUAUUCUUCCGGCACGGACCGCAGCGAACCGGCCCCGCUGUGCCCGCGCGCGUCAAAUCGUUUCACUACUGUCGCGUCGCUGACACUCGUGUGACUGCCGUCCGAGGAGAACGUUAACCGUACACGCCAAACGCCCAGCGCGCCGCAAGCACGCGACACACCAACAACACACCGGUCAGUGCGUUUCUACGCGCGAGCUUACGAGUGGUUCCGUCGUUUUUUCGAAAACCGACCGCGGUAAAACGGAUUUUCGCGCGCGACCAACAACCCGUCGAGUGCGCGCGCAACCGUCAAAGUUCUUCCCCGAGAUCGCCGGCAUGGACGACAAGGACAAGAUACGCAAGCUGUUCAGCUGGAGCUCUAGCCUGACAGAAGGGAACGAAGAAUCCGGCGGCGAUAAGGCGAUGAUUUCGUCCGGCGUGGUUAGUUCACCAGACCUAUUGGCCAUGGAGACCCGGAACGGUGGCAUGAGCGUCGGACUCGCGGAUGGAGGAGGCGGCAUCGUCAAUCCCGCGUUUCAACCGCCGUCGCUGCUCAGCCAACAGAGCACCGUAUGGACGCGCCGCCAGCAGGCCGUGUGCGUCCGGCACGCGUUCAAGCAGUACGGUUCGGCCAGCAAACCCAACCACGUGCUCAGCAACCUCAACAUGACCGUCGCCAAAGGCACAAUAUAUGGAUUGCUGGGAGCCAGUGGUUGCGGAAAGACCACAUUACUCAGCUGUAUCGUAGGACGGCGGCGUCUCAACAAUGGACAAAUUUUUGUGCUCGGUGGAAAACCUGGGACGAAAGGCAGCGGAGUGCCAGGAAAACGUGUCGGAUACAUGCCUCAGGAAAUAGCUCUGUACGGAGAGUUUUCUAUCAAGGAGACAAUGAUGUAUUUCGGUUGGAUAUUCGGUAUGGAAACGAGUGAAAUCGAUGAUCGACUGAAGUUCCUUUUGGAAUUUUUAGACUUGCCCAGUCAAUCUAGACUGGUGAAAAAUCUUAGUGGUGGUCAACAAAGAAGAGUUUCAUUUGCUGUGGCUCUUAUGCACGAUCCAGAACUUUUAAUUUUAGAUGAACCUACAGUUGGUGUAGAUCCAUUGUUACGUCAAAGUAUUUGGAGUCAUUUGGUUCAGUUGACAAAAGAUGGACACAAAACCGUUAUUAUCACUACACAUUACAUUGAAGAAGCCCGACAAGCCCACACUAUUGGCUUAAUGAGAAGCGGUAGGUUAUUGGCCGAGGAAUCUCCACGUGUAUUAUUGACGAAGUACAACUGCCAGUCAUUAGAGGAAGUAUUUUUAAAAUUGAGUAGAAGACAAGGGUCCGACGGACAACCGCAGGAAGCGCCAUUGAACAUAGCGAAUAACAUAUCUCUCGCCACGUUAAAUUGGGGUAAAAAAGAUGAACCAGUAUACGUUACCGAAGAGAGCGGUGUUGUGGGUUUAAACUUCCAUCAGUCCAAGGAGGUGCUCUCGCAAGAGACGAACGGCGUAAACGCUCAACUAGCAGAUAUGCAAAUGAUGGAACCAGAAUACGAUUCUAGUUGUUGUGAGAUCACAACUCGAGGAAAGACAAAGGCACUAUUGCAAAAGAACUUUUUGAGAAUGUGGAGAAAUGUAGGAGUGAUGUUGUUCAUAUUUGCGCUACCUGUGAUGCAAGUCAUUCUCUUCUGUUUGGCUAUCGGUAGAGAUCCGACAGGGUUACAUUUGGCUGUGGUCAACAAAGAAAUGGACUGGACAACAAUGGAAUGUCCGAUUUACGAAAACUGUACGCUAAGCAAGUUUUCGUGUAGGUACUUAAAUUCUCUACCGAAAGAGACUGUAAUCCUAGACUAUUAUGAUACCCCCGAAAAGGCUAUAGAUGCCGUCAAGAUCGGUGACGCGUGGGGAGCACUCUACUUCACAGAAAACUUUACCGACGCACUUGUCGCGCGAAUGGCGUUGGGCAGGGAAUCUGAUGAAGAAACAUUGGACCAGAGCGAAGUUCGGGUGUGGCUUGAUAUGUCGAACCAACAAAUCGGUUUGAUGUUGAACAGAGACUUGCAAUUGUCUUACAGAGACUUUGGACAAGGUCUUUUGGAGAGUUGUAAUCAGAAUCCAAAACUCGCCGACAUUCCGAUCCAAUUUAAAGAACCCAUAUACGGUAGCAGUGAUCCCAGUUUCACGGAUUUCGUAGCGCCAGGAGUUAUUUUAACCAUCGUUUUCUUCUUGGCCGUCGCUCUCACAUCUUCGGCGUUGAUUAUCGAACGAACCGAGGGUCUUUUGGAUAGAAGUUGGGUGGCCGGCGUCACCCCGUUGGAAAUAUUGUUCUCCCACGUCAUCACACAAUUCGUAGUCAUGUGCGGCCAAACAGCACUUGUACUCAUAUUCAUGAUUCUUGUUUUCGGAGUGGAAUGCAAAGGAGAUAUUACUUUAGUGAUUGCGCUUACGAUUUUGCAGGGUCUCUGUGGCAUGUGCUUCGGUUUCGUUAUAUCAGCAAUAUGUGAACUAGAGAGAAACGCUAUUCAAUUAGCCUUGGGAAGCUUUUAUCCAACACUUCUACUCAGUGGUGUCAUCUGGCCGGUGGAGGGCAUGCCCGUCCUGUUACGGUACGUCAGCUACUGCCUACCCCUGACCAUGGCCACGACCUCUUUGCGGAGCAUAUUGACCCGAGGAUGGAACCUGCUGGAACCCGAUGUGUACUUGGGCUUCGUUUCCACCAUAUCGUGGAUCGUGUUGUUCCUGUCCAUCAGCAUGGCCGUGCUAAAGUUCAAGCGCGGUUAAGUGCAUCACGUCUCUUCGCGUCGCAUACCCGUAAACUUCCGUCACCGUCUCCCACUCCUCCGCAUCCCACGUCUUUCCCCGUUUUCACAACCUUCCCCCAGAUUCAGGCCCUGAAUCCGGUUACCUGACAAUCGUCCAACCUAAUUAGCGGCAAGAGCGGAUUCGCGGAUAGCGAUCGACCGGAAACGGUGAACGAAGGAGAUGCAGGGGGAUCGUUCACGGACCGGAAACGCGUGCGAUAUCGCUGCCCACCCGUGACCCUCUUUUCUAUCCCCUUCCGUCCACGUGUCAAGACGAUAAAAUAUGAUUUAUAUAUAUAUAUAUAUAUAUAUAAAUAAAUAAUAAUAUUUGCUCAGUAUAUUCUUUUGUGAC
Sipha flava (yellow sugarcane aphid) is the source of this 3191-nucleotide messenger RNA. RefSeq names its product ABC transporter G family member 23 (gene snu). The record is from RefSeq and is a predicted model, not a curated record. The transcript is spliced from 16 exons. Gene Ontology annotation, molecular function: ATP hydrolysis activity; ABC-type transporter activity; ATP binding. NCBI's taxonomy places the organism in Eukaryota, Metazoa, Arthropoda, Insecta, Hemiptera, Aphididae. Bases 393 to 2819 code for a protein of 808 amino acids. Gene Ontology annotation, cellular component: membrane.